ACUUUAUUUGACCUGUUCUAGGUUCUGCAAAGCACUUUACAGUGUUCAUUAUUUUUUGAGUGGGGCAAAAAAGUAUUUCGUCAGUCACCAGUUGUGCAAGUUCUCCCACUUAAAACGAUGAGAGAGGCCUGUAAUUUUCCUCAUAGGUUCACUUCAACUAUGAGAGACAGAAUGGGGGGAAAGAAUCCAGGAAAUCACAUUGUAGGAUUUUACUGAAUUAAUUGGUACAUUCCUGGGUAAAAUAAGUAUUUGGUCACCUACAAACAAGCAAGAUUUCUGGCUUUCACAGACCUGUAACUUCUUUAAGAGGCUCCUCUGUCCUCCACUCGUUACCUGUAUUAAUGGCACCUGUUUUAACUCGUUAUCAGCAUAAAAGACACCUGUCCACAACCCCAAGCAGUCACACUCCUAAGUCCACUAUGGCCAAGACCAAAGAGCUGUCAAAGGACGUCAGAAACACAAUUGUAGACCUGCACCAGGCUGGGAAGACUGAAUCUGCAAUAGUUAAGCAGCUCGGUGUGAAGAAAUCAACUGUGGGAGCAAUUAUUAGAAAAUGGAAGACGUACAAGACCACUGAUAAUCUCCCUCGAUCUGGGGCUCCACGCAAGAUCUCACCCCGUGGGAUAAAAAUGAUCACAAUAACGGAAACGGAUGGAGCAGAUGAAAAGUCCAUGGAGGGCACUUCAGAACCAGGACCGUUUAUGGAGGUCGAACAGGUGGAGCCUGCAUGUGGAUCUUCCCCUCAACCUUCUGGGGAGCAAGAGGUGGAUAAUACUGAUGCUGCAGAAACAAUGGAAAGUAAAGAAACAAAAUGUGAAGAACCUGAUGCUGAUGUGGUCACGCCACACGGGUCCCCUUCAAAGUCUGUUCCUGCAGACGAGACACUCAGGAUGAUUCGGGUUUACAGCUACGAGUCGGAGACCGGAAAAAAGGAUCCUGAGGUCAAAACCGAGGAGGAGUUUGAAGUAAAAGAGGAAAACACGGAGGACCAGGAAAAGAGUCCAGAGGACACGGACACGUCGUCUGAUAACAAGGACGAUGUAAAGAAAGGUGACGUGGACCUGGCUGAGAACACUAAAGAGGACGGCGGCCUGGAGCAGAACCAGUCGCCUGGCUUGAAGUUGAAGAUCUCUACGGUGGAUGACCUUGAUGAGAUGAUGGACAUCGGUACCGUUGAUCAAGUCGAGCAGGAAGCUCAGAUGAAGGAGGAAGAGGAUACCUUGAAUAUGGAGUGCAGCCAUUCCCCCGUUGACUCCAACAGAGUGCGGGAGGACAAGGACUCCGGGGACGAGGAAGUGGACGUGAAACCCACGACGUCGGAUUUGAUGCAGUCCGGCUCGUCUCCGUCGCCUGAAUCCCGGAUGAACGCAGAAAGCCCGUCACCAACAGUAAACGGGAUGAAAGUGGUCAAACUGACCAUACCAAGGAUAGAGGCUGUAAGUAGAAGAUCAUCUCCUCGAAUCAAGGAAAAGCUGAAUGCUGCAACCCAGUCAGUCAAGUCGUCUCCUUCACCACCUCUGGCCACAGUGAAGGACGAGCCGGUGGAUGAGGAGUACGACCAAGCGCUGAUAUCCUCAUCCACCAGCGUGAAAGAUGAGCCAACUAAGGAGGACUUGAACAUCGGAUCGGUUUACUCGGUGUCUGCAACUUCAGAGGCGCAGUCCAGCUCCAACCAGUCAUCGCUGCACAUGUCUUGCUUCAACUGCAAGAAGAGCUUGCUGAAGGGGCAGACGGCUUUCCAGAGGAAGGGUUCCCCGGCCCUCUUCUGCUCCACCGCCUGCCUCACUUCAUCCCUCUCCUCCGUCAAAGGAGCCGCCAAGGUCUGCCACAACUGCCAAAAGUUGAUAUUUCGGCCCCAGGACGUCAUUCUGUCUCCAGAUGAUAAGGGAGCCAUGAAGGAGUUCUGCAGCCAGAGCUGCCUGACGACCUUUAACAUAAAGAAGAGCACCUCCACCAAGACACCUUCUUCCGCAGCUGUAAAAACACCGCAGACCAAAUCUAUCUGCAGCAUGUGCUCCAAAUUGGGCAUCAGUAAGCAUGAGGUGAUCCUGAGCGGCGCCGUCCACAACAUGUGCAGCGACACUUGCUUCAACCGCUUCCGCUCAGUCAACAACCUGUCGAUGGCCGGCUGCGCGAGCUGCGGCUCCUUCCGCCACAGUAAACCGCUCAUGCUCAAGAUGGAGGAGAGCAGCAAGACUCUGUGCAACAACGAGUGUUUGAUCAGAUUUAAAGAGAAAAACAAGAUGGCGCAGCCGUGCACGAUGUGUCGUACCCCUCGUGCACUCGGGCAGAUGGUGGACCAUAAAAACAGCGACGACUCUGUGAAUCUGUUCUGCAGCAACAGUUGUGUACUGGCGUACAAGGUCCAGACGGUCAGCUCCUCAGGCGCUCGGGUGAACUGCGACAGCUGUGGCAAAACGACGGUGCCGUCCUACCACCUGGCCAUGUCGGACACCUCCAUCAGGAACUUCUGCUCUCUGCCGUGUGUCAUGCUUUUUCAGGAAAAGUUUAAGAAGACCCAAGCUAAGGUCAAUGUUUUUACCAAGUUGCCGAUGCCAUCUGACAUGCAGGACGCAGACCUGUCCCAGCCGUCACCCCAAGACAUGAAAGAAUUACAGAAGCUGUUUUGUUUCCAGUGUUCUCAAAGCAUAACUUCUAAACCAGAGCUCAUCCAGAUCAAGGACAAGAUGGUUUUUGUGUGUAGCACCGACUGUUCAAACGCGUACAAGAAGGCCAACUCUGUGAUGAGCCUGUGUGAAUACUGUAAGAUUGAGAAGGUCACCAGGGAGGUGAAAAGAAUCAACAACAAGGACUGCUACUUCUGCAGCGAUGGCUGUAAACUCCUCUCCAGACACGAGAUGGCUAAAAAAUGGGGGAAACACUGUCAGUCCUGCGUUUACUGCCACUGCGUGUCCAAGAAACUGGUGACGGCGCAGUACGGCGGCUCGGUGGAGGAGUUCUGCUCCGAGGAGUGCAGGUCCAAAUACACCAUGCUCUUCUGCCAUGUGGCCAAGUGUGACGCCUGCGGACGUAAAGGGAAACUGAAGCAGAGCCUUCCCAUGCUGGGAGAGGUUAAACACUUCUGCGGUCAGAACUGCCUGCUGAAGUUCUGCAUCGAUAAGGUGGCCACUCAAGGUGAAAUGACAAAAGACGGUAUCGGGGAGCCCAGUCCUGUUAUCGCCAACGUCAUGUCGCUCGCGUCCUCGCGGGGAGGAAGGGCCAACGCUUCUGACAAACCCUCCCAGCAAAGCUCGGCAUCCAACUUCAAAUCAAAGAACUUCGGACAUAUCAGCAUUCAGACGGAGACGCCGAAGUGUCAACCUCCUCCUCCUCCUCCCCCCAAAAUCCUGAAGAACAAGGCUUUGCUUUGCAGGCCGCUGGUGCAGAACAAAGGCGUCUCCUGCAAAACGCAGACGGCUGAUGUUGAGGCUCAGACGGAUGACUCCUUCCCCAAAGUCAUCGUGCUGCCGAUUCCAGUCCCGAUUUACCUCCCGGUGCCCAUGAACAUGUACAGCCAGUACAGCCCCAACCCCGUGGGCCUCCCGAUACCUCUGCCCGUGCCAAUGUUUCUGCCUGUGACGAUGGAUAGCGCCGAACGCAUCGUGGAAACCAUUAAGGAGAUCAAACAAAAGAUCCCAUCGGAUCCGUUCGAGGCAGAGCUCAUCCUCAUGGCUGAGAUGGUGGCGGAGCAAGAGGAGAAGAACGACAAGCAGGAGCCGCGGAAAGAAAAGCAGCUGGGGAAAGAGACGGAGAGACAAGAGGCGCCAGAUGACCACAUGAGUAACUACAGCGAUGACUUGGAUACAGACGACUUGGCAAGCUUCCUGAACAACUGGGAGGACACCUCCUCCGACGCGGGUCUCAGGUCGCAGGGUCGACCGUUUGUUUCAGAGAAGCUCAGCACGAUUAUGGACGUCCCCGUCGGCGCCGCCAGCGACUCUUUAUCUGAAUCCCUGCAUCAUGAACCGCCUCCAGGUCCCCCUCCGGGUCCACCUCCUCUGGACAUUGAGGCCGACUUCACUGUUGAAACUCUGGAGAUGUUGGCCCGGCUGAGGGCCCAGAACGACAGAUCCCCGAGUCCUCCACCGACGACAUCACGGCGACGACAAGCUCCCAGGAAAGCCAGAGAUAAGAAGGGUCGUAAGCUGCAGCGGACGUCGAAACCUCCUGAUCAGACUUCUCCAAGAGCAUCUUCCAAGAAGGCUGUGUCCGUAGAGAACCCGAAGCUGAAGAGCCAAUAUGGAGUCGAUGCGUGGAAGCGAUGGAUCCAGUGGAGGAAAACCCAGCCUAACGUGGAGCAGCCUCGCUUUGGCUCGCGCCCUCUGGAACUGAGGGAGGAUAUUCUUCGCUGCACCACCGCGGAGCUCAGCUACGGCCUGUGCUGCUUCAUCGGUGAGGUGAAACGACCAAACGGAGAUCCCUACUCCCCCGACAGCCUGUUCUACCUCUGCCUCGGCAUCCAACAGUAUCUGUUUGAGAACGGCCGUGUGGAGAACAUCUUCAUGGAUCGCUUCUACAACAAGUUCUCCACCGAAUUCACGGAGCGACUGAAAGGUUUCCAACCCCAAAUCACAGCCAGCGGUUACGUCCAUUCCCGGGUGGAGGAGGACUUCCUGUGGGACUGCAAGCAGCUGGGGGCGUACUCCCCCAUCGUCCUGCUCAACACGCUGCUCUUCUUCUGCUGCAAGUACUUCGGCUUCAUCACGGUGGAGCAGCACCGCCAGCUGUCGUUCGCUCACGUCAUGCGCUGCACCAAAACCAACCCCGACAACAGCAAGACCACCUUCCUGCGCUUCUACCCGCCCUUAUCCAUGAACGACGCCGAGUCAGAUCCAGAUACGGUUCCAGCAAAGAGGCGCAAGGAGGAGGAGAGUAAAGAGGAGAUAUUGGAGAUGAUGGAGAACACCGACAACCCUCUCCGCUGUCCGGUCAGGCUUUACGAGUUCUACCUCUCCAAGUGCUCUGAGUCGGUGAAGCAGCGCACCAACAUGUUUUACCUCCACCCGGAGCGCUGCUGCGUCCCCAACAGCCCGCUCUGGUUCUCCUCCACCCCCCUGGACGACACCACCAUGGAGGCCAUGCUCACCCGCAUCCUCUCCGUCCGGGAGCUGCACAUCAAGAGCAGGAAGGACCACGGCUCCGACUGGCUGGAGUCCCGGGACCCGUCGUUUCUACCAGACGACGAGGAAGACGAGGAUUCGGAGUAACGCAGAGCGAUGAGAACCGAAGUGACCUUUUUGUUGGUGUUGCAACUAGUUCUGUAAAUGUCUGUAAAUAAAUGGAAACACUCACUAAAACACACUCGCCGGUGUGCUGAACUGUUAAAGCACCUGAACUACAUUUUGAUUAGGAGUUUCUGUAGGCGGGACUGAGGCGGUAGACUCU
Messenger RNA from Cololabis saira (Pacific saury), 5385 nucleotides. RefSeq names its product zinc finger MYM-type containing 4, tandem duplicate 1 (gene zmym4.1). Gene Ontology annotation, molecular function: zinc ion binding. The transcript is spliced from 27 exons. NCBI's taxonomy places the organism in Eukaryota, Metazoa, Chordata, Actinopteri, Beloniformes, Belonidae. The record is from RefSeq and is a predicted model, not a curated record. The coding region runs from base 342 to 5207 and encodes 1621 amino acids.